This is a messenger RNA of Priapulus caudatus, 535 nucleotides long. RefSeq lists its product as uncharacterized. The coding region runs from base 23 to 427 and encodes 134 amino acids. The record is from RefSeq and is a predicted model, not a curated record. The transcript has 2 exons. Lineage: Eukaryota; Metazoa; Priapulida; Priapulimorpha; Priapulimorphida; Priapulidae.
GUUCUAUGAGGCGCGCUAUAACAUGGAGGCGAUGCAGGAGUUCCUGGAAGAGAUAGGCCAGCUAGAUGACGUGUACAUAGUGAGUGUGGAGAAUGCGCUAGCGUGGAUACGUAACCCCGUGCGGGUGCAGGACGCUAGAAAUGCUGAGGCAUUCAGCUGCCCUGAUCGUGGGCGCGAGCGUCUGUGCGAUAAGUUCAACGUGUGCCGCUACCACAACAUCAGUUUCUACCCGAACUCGCCCGACCAUCAGGGCGACCGCGUGUUCCAGACGUGCGGAGCGUGCCCGCCGCUCUACCCGUGGCUGGGAAACCCGACCGGUUCAUCGGACGGUCCGGCAGGACCCGACGCCCCGCUACCGCCAGGGGGAGUGGGGGAGGAGGGGCCGGUGGCGCCCGGGGGGAGGGCGAAACCUGGACUGACCCUGUAGCGGGGGAAGGAGAGUGUGGGUGGCUUCCUUCUCCUGUUUGAGGAGGGUGUAGAGAUGCGGUGCGAGGGGAGAGAGAGUGAGUGUGUGUGUGUGUGUGAGAGAGAGAGA